CCGUUGCCAUUCGAAAAAACAACAAACACCCACUACUGAUUACGCUCCUUUCUUCUUCUUCUCUUCCACUAUUCUCUUCUUCUUCUCUAUGUAAAGCCCAUAGAUCACUUUUGAUAUUCCCGAUUUGAUUACUUUCAAUAUUUUGAUUUUUCCUUUCCCAUUUUCAAUCACUUUUACUUGAUUUCGUUUCGUGACACAAAAACCCUCUCCUCCUCUUUUCAAUCUUCAGAAAUGUUCACCGAAGGUCUCGACGAGACCGCCAUCAAGUGGAUCAAGCAGGGAUCAGAAGCUGAAUCUGAAAAUAAUCAACCAAAAGUGAGAUCUCCUCUAUCAGAGAGAACUGCCCCAGACCCAUUUCCCAAGUCUCCUUCCAUCUUUAAUAACAAUGGUAGCUUAACGCCUUCUUCCCAUGCUCUGCCCCCACUCAAACUCCACUCUGGCUUGCUGGCAGUGCCCCGCAGUACCUUGGUCGUUCCGGCAUUCCAAAACGACGAUGAAGGCGAAGAAGAAAACGACGACAAUGAUGGUGAAAGCAUUUCUUCGGUCUCCGAUAGCACUUACUCUUACGAAGAAGUACUUGUGGGUUCUAACGAUUCGAAGCCAAGGGAGCAUUUGUUUGAUGAUGAAGAGAUAUAUGGUUACAAACCCAGAGCAUAUUCGAUGAGAAACAAAGCUAACAUUGGAUUGGAAAGCCGUAACGGGUCGUCGUUGAAUAAAGGGCUCUUGAAUCAAAGUCUCCGGAUUGAAGUGCCUGAUAGUUUGAGAAGAUUUACAGAUGGUGAAUUGGGUUUUAGGAAAACUAGUGUUCAUAAAAAUGAAACCCCAGGCUCUGCAAAUCAUCUUCAGAAACGACUUCACUUGCGAAAUUUUCAAGGUACACUAAGUCGGGAAAGUAGUAUGCUUAGAGAUUCAGUAGACUUGGGAACUCCAAGUGCACCUCCUAUUUUUUAUGGUCCAAGUGAUGAUGGAAGAUAUAGCACUGAGGUGGACAAUCAAGAAGAAAUGGGAACUCCUGAAGUCCUCGUUUCAGAAAAUGACCAAUCUGACAAUGGGACAUGCCCCUCAAGAGAAUCAGUUGGUUUUGAUGCUAAUAAAGAAGGAUAUGGAAAUUUCAAGUCAGAUUCACAGAGAACUGCUGAACUUGGUGAAAGUGAAUUCUGCAGAUCAGUAAACAAAACCUUUCCAGGAGAGAGGGAGAUGCACACUCCGCUUAUGCAGGCAAACCAACUGGACCAUUCGUCUUAUUAUAGCACAAGCGGUCAAUAUGCCUGGCAAACUUUGAUUGCAUAUGAUGCUUGUAUACGAUUAUGCCUCCAGGCAUGGGCAAGUGGCUGCACUGAAGCUCCUGAGUUUCUACGUAGUGAAUGCAUGGUUCUCCGAAAUGCAUUUGGACUACACAAUUAUUUGUUGCAACCUCGUGGUGCACAGCCUAUAGAAGACAGGCAUACCAAGAAUGCAGAACAAAAAUGUCCAAAGGCAAAGAAAGUUGUGGGAAAAAUAAGAGUAGAAGUGAAAAAAAUUCGUGUAAUAACAAGACGGAAACUUAAGAUGACAUAUUCGCAGUGGGGUGCAAUCUACAUGCAUGCGGGAGUGGAGUAUGUUCAAAAUGUAGUGAAAACUGGUGUGAAUAGUUUGAAAAAAGCCUCACUGUCUGUUACAUCACAAGAGCCACAAUUAUGCUUAUUCCAACUGAACAGUGCUACAGAAAAUAAUAAAAUGGAAUUGGACUCUGCAAUUUGUUUGCACCCUGGAAGUGGUGAUUAUCAUGUAUUUUUCCCAGAGAGUCAAGGAGAUGCUCUAUUGGUGGAAGUCCAAGACACAAAAAAAUCAGUCUUGGGUCGAACUACAGUUCUAAUUUCAUCCUUGACUGAUAAUCCUAGUGAUAGAAUUCGUUGGUGGCCUAUAUACCAUGAUGAUCAAGAAUGCAUUGGGAAGAUUCAGCUUUCCAUUGGCAGUACUAUCACAAAUGAUGAGACAACUCAUGUGAAGAGCGGACCAGUUGCAGAAACUUUUGCUUAUGAUUUGUUGCUGGAAGCAGCUAUGCGAGCACAGAAUUUUCAUUCAAGGAACUUAUGGCUGCACGGACCUUGGAAGUGGUUGUUGACUGAAUUUUCAGACUAUUAUGGAGUUUCUAUCUCAUAUACAAAACUGAGAUAUCUUUCACAUGUCAUGCAUGUGGCAACUCCAACAAAAGACUGCUUAGACCUUGUGCAUGAAUUACUUGUACCGAUAAUAAAGGCCAGGAGCGAAAAAUUUUUGACAAGGCAAGAGAGAAGCAUACUUUUAGACUGUGAAACUCAAAUCGAGAGUUUACUAGCCAAUGUUUUUGAGAACUAUAAAUCAUUAGAUGAAGAUUCUCCCACAGGAAUAAGGGACUUGUAUGGGCCAAUUCAAGAAUCUGCAGCACCAGCUAUAGCUCCUGCUGUGCAAGUCUACAGCCUCCUUCAUGACAUCCUUAGUCACGAUGCACAGAACAUGCUUCGAAACUAUUUGCAGACAGCGGCAAAGAAGAGAUGUCGUACUCACAUGGUAGAGACUGAUGAGUUUAUGUCAACCAACUUUGAAGGUUUUGUAAUGGAUUCCAUUACCAUCUCAACAGCAUAUCUAAAGAUGAAGACUCUCUGUACGAAUAUUGGCAAUGAAAUUCAGGCUGACAUUAAGAUCCAUAACCAGCAUGUACUUCCCAGCUCAAUUGAUCUGACAAACAUCACAGCUGCUGUUUACAGCACUGAGUUGUCUAACCGACUUCGAGCUUUUCUGUCUUCGUGGCCUCCAUCCAGUCCACAACCACAUGUAAAUGAGCUUCUGGUGGCUACUGCUGAUUUUGAAAGGAAUCUUGAAUUGUGGAAUAUCAGUCCAGUGCAGGGAGGUAUAGACUCAAGAAAUCUUUUCCACCAUUAUAUAAUGGUGUGGGUACAGGAUAUGGAACUUCACCUCCUUGAUCUUUGCAAAGCAGAAAAGGUUCCAUGGUCUGGAAUGUCAACCAACCACUCCACCUCACCGUUUGCUGAGGAAAUGUAUGAGAAGAUGAGAGAACUCCUCAUUCAAUAUGAAGUUGUAAUCAACCGGUGGCCUCAGUACUCCUUGGUUUUAGAAAAUACGGUAGCAAAUGUAGAAAGAGCAAUCAUAAAAGCAUUGGAGAAGCAAUACAAUGAUAUUUUGACCCCACUGAAAGAUAGCAUUCCAAAGAGGCUUAAUAUGCAGGUUCAGAAGCUGACAAGGAGGCAAUCAAUGACAAUAUAUUCAGUUCCAAAUCAACUGGGAACAUUUUUGAACACUGUAAAGAGAAUUCUUGAUAUUCUUCAUUGUAAAGUUGAGGACAUUCUAAAGGCAUGGGCAUCUGUUCUGCCAAUCAUGGGAGAUAAAAAAUCUCUUUUUGGAGAGCAAAUGAACGCAGUUACAGUUCUACUAAGAACAAAAUAUAAAAAUUACUUGCAGGCAACAGUAGGGAAGCUUAUAAGCAAUAUGCAAGAGAAUCGAAGCACACGACUUAAAAGGAUUUUAGAGGAAACAAAGGAAGAAGAUGGGGAGACUGAGGUUCGUGAAAGAAUGCAGUUGCUGAAUUCACAGCUUGUUGACUCUAUAUCCAAUUUGCAUGAAGUGUUUACAAGUCAAAUAUUCAUAGCAACUUGUCGUGGAUAUUGGGAUAGGAUGGGGCAGAUUGUUUUGAAAUUUCUUGAAGGAAGGAAAGAAAACCGAGUCUGGUACAAUGGAUCCUACUAUGCUCUCGGGAUAUUGGAUGACACGUUCGCAUCCCAAAUGCAAAGAUUGCAAGGCAAUGCACUGCAAGACAAAGAUCUUGAGCUGCCUCGCUCAGUAGUGGAAGCUCGCUCCAUCCUUUGUAGGGACACCACAAAUGCAACCGAAACAUCAACAUACUUCUACGUCUAGCACACUACCACAUUUGUGGUGUCCUUUGUAGGGACACCACAAAUGCAACCGAAACAUCAACAUACUUCUACGUCUAGCACACUACCACAUUAUAUAUAUAUACAUAUAUUUAUAUUCAUUCCCUCGUUUCACGGUAUCAGUUAAAUUACAAAUUUGUAAUCCCUUCUUUUAUUUUCUUUAGGGAAAUUUAGUAAAUUUUUGCUAGUUUAUAUAUGUCUGUGUAUCUAAUCUACUUUUCACAAUAAUGAAAUUAAAUAUAUUUAUUUUAUUUUUU
Molecule: messenger RNA, 4165 nt
Organism: Humulus lupulus (European hop)
Lineage: Eukaryota; Viridiplantae; Streptophyta; Magnoliopsida; Rosales; Cannabaceae
Exons: 22
Coding region: 232-3891 (1219 amino acids)
Source: RefSeq, a predicted model, not a curated record